GUCAUUCGGAAAUUAAAUGGAAAUCCUUUAAUUUUCAACUUAAAGCAUUCAACACCAGGCUGGCCAAACUGACGAAUGGCCAAUUAAACGAUGAUGAUGAUGUCUUAUUGUUUACUUGUAGAGGACCGGGGAGGAUUCCACAGGAUUAAAAACUGGGAUAAGGUGGCAGCAAUUUUGGGCUCAACGCCACAAACUGUAAAAGAUCUUUAUCAAAGUAGACUGCUCCAAUUAGAAAUGACGGAAAGAAGUCGAAAAAGCGAAAUAAGGGCUCUAGAUAUUCCAUUCUGGUGGGAUGACGGAGACCCAGUAUCAUAUACUAACAGACAUACAUUGCUAAACCCUAAUGUGGUGUCUAAUAGGACUAUAGUAUAUGUCCUGCGAAAAAUAUUCAACGACUAUUAUCUACCAAGCCAAGUCACGAAUGCGCCUUUCGAAGUAAAAGACACCUGGAUGUACGUCACCAAAAUGAGUGGUAGGCUUAUUAUAAUAAACAUGCAAAACAUGUAUAUUGAAGGUGCAGAGUCUGACAUACGAUUUUAAAGCUCACUUUGUCUGCAAUAUAAUUGUCAAUGAUAUUUUAAGAAUCACACUGUCAAAAAAUAAGAA
Drosophila willistoni is the source of this 606-nucleotide messenger RNA. RefSeq lists its product as uncharacterized. The record is from RefSeq and is a predicted model, not a curated record. Bases 91 to 540 code for a protein of 149 amino acids. NCBI's taxonomy places the organism in Eukaryota, Metazoa, Arthropoda, Insecta, Diptera, Drosophilidae. The transcript has 2 exons.